Molecule: messenger RNA, 1324 nt
Organism: Sphaeramia orbicularis (orbiculate cardinalfish)
Lineage: Eukaryota; Metazoa; Chordata; Actinopteri; Kurtiformes; Apogonidae
Product: isoaspartyl peptidase/L-asparaginase
Exons: 7
Coding region: 94-1026 (310 amino acids)
Cellular component (GO): cytoplasm
Molecular function (GO): asparaginase activity
Source: RefSeq, a predicted model, not a curated record
GUAGGAUACACGCCAAAUAAUCCCACGGCACACCACGUGACUAUACCGGAAGGAUUUUUGUCUGGGAUAAACUGAGCCAAUCGAGAUUCAAAGAUGGCAGCGGUCAUAGUUGUUCAUGGCGGUGCUUGGGCCAUACCUGAAGAAUUGUCCAAAGCCUCUGUUGAUGGAGUCAAGGCUGCUGCACGGGAGGGGUUUUCUGUGCUCAAAAGAGGAGGAAAUGCACUGGAUGCUGUUGAAUCAGCCGUGAGGGCGAUGGAAGACAAUAACAUGUUUAAUGCAGGCCAUGGAGCAGCACUAAAUAGUGAAGGAGAAGUGGAACUGGAUGCUAUUAUCAUGGAUGGAAGGACACUUGCGAGUGGUGCUGUUUCCUCAGUGAAGAACAUUGCCAACCCAGUGUCACUAGCAAGAGCAGUGAUGGAGAAGACCGACCACGUCAUGUUGACAAGCAGGGGUGCCAACAUGUUUGCGGAGAGCAUCGGCGUGGUUACGGUUCCCACGGAUGCACUGGUGACUGAAUACGAGCGAAACGAAUGGGAGAAACACAAGAACUACAUUACAGGAGUAAUGGAAGAUUUCAACACUAAGUGGGCCCAUGAUACUGUCGGGGCAGUGGCUGUGGACUGUACUGGUAAUGUUGCAUGUGCGACAUCAACUGGAGGGAUCCGAAAUAAAAUGGUUGGCAGAGUAGGAGACUCCCCAGUCAUUGGUGCUGGAGGAUAUGCAGACAACUUCAGCGGUGCAGUAUCAUGUACAGGACAUGGAGAGUCCAUUCUUAAAGUCACCUUGGCCAGACACAUUCUUUCAUACAUGGAACAAGGUAAAACGGCUGCAGAGGCUUCAGAGUUAGCUCUGCAGCACAUGGGAGUUCGUGUGCGUGGUGCAGGAGGUGCCAUUGUAGUCUCUCCAUCAGGACAGUGGGCGGCCACAUUCACAACAGAGCGAAUGGCUUGGGCAGCCGUAGAAGAUUCGGUUUUGUGGUACGGAUUAGACCCAAAUGAAAAAUUACAAGAGCAGUUAUCCCAGUAACAACUUUAAUAUGGGUUUUAUCCCCACAAGCUGUAUGUUUUUAGAUGCAUUUCUAAUGUUUUCAGAAGUAUAUUAACACCUGAAAAAAAUUAUGUUUUAAUACACUACAGUACUAAUAUGUAUGCCAAGUAAGUUUUAAUUACAAGUAAAAUUGUACAAAGAAAUUUACAAUGACAUUUUCUUCCUCAAUGUUAUUAAUUCAAAUUAACCCAUAAAGACUGAGCACUACUUUUGUGUCAGUUCCCAAAUGAAAUGUCCUCUAAAUUUAAUCUGUCUUAAGUGAUUUAUCACCAUUUAU